Messenger RNA from Lutra lutra (Eurasian river otter), 2345 nucleotides. Its product is annotated as protein mago nashi homolog. NCBI's taxonomy places the organism in Eukaryota, Metazoa, Chordata, Mammalia, Carnivora, Mustelidae. Gene Ontology annotation, cellular component: catalytic step 2 spliceosome; exon-exon junction complex; nucleus. The record is from RefSeq and is a predicted model, not a curated record. Bases 177 to 1274 code for a protein of 365 amino acids. Gene Ontology annotation, biological process: RNA splicing. The transcript is spliced from 10 exons.
CAAGUUGGCCGGGCCCUGGGCUGGCUUUAGGGGGCAAAAAUGUCUAUGGCCAGCGAUUUCUACCUGCGCUACUACGUAGGGCACAAGGGCAAGUUUGGACACGAGUUUCUGGAGUUCGAGUUUCGGCCAGACGGAAGCUUAGAUAUGCCAACAACAGCAAUUACAAAAAUGAUGUCAUGAUCAGAAAGGAGGCUUAUGUGCACAAGAGUGUAAUGGAGGAAACUGAAGAGGAUUAUGAUGACAGUGAAAUUACAAAAGAAGAUGAUGCAUUGUGGCCUCCCCCUGACAGAGUUGGCCGACAGGAGCUGGAAAUUGUAAUUGGAGAUGAACACAUUUCUUUUACCACAUCCAAAAUAGGUUCUCUUAUUGAUGUAAAUCAGUCAAAUUCCCUUCUUAUUCUAGAUAUGAGCAAUCAGCAAGUGAUUUAUUCCACCCUGAGAUUUCUUCAGUCUCCUUCAGAGUCACCAAAUAGAUUGAGGCCAGAUGGGAAUCAAAAGUCUGGGAACACUGAUGGCAAAGGGUUUUCAGUGUCCUGGUAUCUCAUUGCAGUAAUUCUUGGGAUCCUGUGUUUACUACUAUUGGCGACAGUUGCUGUGUUGGGGACAAAGAUUUUUCAGUAUACUCAAGAAAACCGUCGGCAGAGGGAAAUGAUAGGAAACCUGACUCGAGAGCACCACAUAUUGCAAAAUGACAGCUACUUAAAGGAGAAACUUUUGACAUAUAAGACUUUAGAAUAUAACAUUCUCAAAAAUGAAUUGCUUCAGCAAAAAAAGAAACAGGAUUUACUCUUUACAAAUAGGACAUGUCAGAGAGAAAAUAAAGGCAAAUUCUAUGGAAAUUGCUGGUCCUGUUAUGGAAUAAAGUGUUAUUAUUUUAUUCCUGAAAGUAAAAACUGGAACAGAUGUAAACAGACUUGCCAAAGUUAUAAUUCAUCCCUUUUGAAGAUAAAUGAUGAAGAUGAACUGGCCUUUAUUCAAUCCCAAAUUUAUAGGAAUAACUACUGGAUUGGAUUAUCAUAUGAUGAUAGAGAACAAAAAUGGAAAUGGAUUAACAUUGGCCCACCUUUUGGGAUUAACUAUACAUUCAUGAAUUCUUCUGGAAGAGGACAAUGUGCAUUUUUAAGCUCAACAAGAACAGCAACUAUUGAGUGCUCUAAGACCUACAAUUGUAUCUGUGAGGAAAGAAUUGAUGAUGUUUUCUCUGCCUAUUUCGAUAGGUACAAGAAGGAAAGGUGCAAUGGAACCUGUCAUUUGUUUGUUUGUUUGUUUCUGUGAUAAUUUGUGAAUACUUACAAACUAAUGUUUUUGCUAGUAAGACUUAAUUUACUGGGGAAACAGAGAUGAGUAGGAAAAGGAAGGAAAUGUUCUUUUGGACUAUGAUUUAAGAGAUUAGAUGCCAUCUGUCUUCUUGAGGGAGAGUGCAUGCUUUUAUCUUUGGAGAGGUUUCCCCUCUCUUUAAUGGCCCUGAGAAAUUCCCUUUCUCUUUCCCUAAACCACCCAUAGAAUCACGUAGACAACUCUGGUAGCCUGUUCUUUUUCUUAUUGAUAGCCUGGGUCUUUUCCUUAUUAAUAGGAUAAAUUGGAUAAAUAAUUUCAGUAGCCUCCAGGUUUGAGAGAUGGCACAAUUAAGAAUUAAAAAAUAGUUAUUUUGCCUCCCUUCCCCCAUCUAGAUAAUCAUCUUGCAUUAAAAUGUUUUUACUUUGCUAUAAUUUCAUUCCUCCUUAAUAGUUGAAACAAUAGUAUAAAAACUCUCAUAUAACCUCUGCACAUAGUUACCAUUGUUAAUAUUUUGUUCUUUCUGUGCUUUACAGUUCUCUCUCCCCUGCUCCCUUGCCGUUCCAUUUGAUAAUUAAUUGUGGAUUUUAUGUCCCUUUGUCUAAAUAUUUUAUAAGAACAAAUACUUUGUCUUGUAUAACCAUGGUGGAAUUAUUAAAAUCAGGAUAUUUAGCAUUGAUAGAGUACUGUGAUUUUUUAAAAAAAUAUUUAAUUUAUUUAUUUGACAGAGACAGAGAUCACAAGCUGGCAGAGAGGCAGAGAGAGAGGGAGAAGAUGUAGGGCUUGAUCCCAGGACCCUGAGAUCAUGACCUGAGCUAAAGGCAGAGGCUUAACCCACUGAGCCGCCCAGGCGCCCCGAGUACUGUUAUUUUGUCUAUAACCCGUAUUCAGAUUUUGUCAACUGUCCUGAUAAUGUGCAGGAUCAUGGGAUACAUUUAGUUGUGAUGUCACUUUCGUCUUUUUUAAUCUCGGAGAAUUCCUCAGGUUCCUUUGUCUUCUUGACCUUGACAUUUUGUUUUGUUUUACUUUAUAAGUACUUAUUUAUUUAUUUAUUUACUUAUUUAGAGAAAG